UAAGAACCAGGUCCUCUCGGCCACCCGCCAUUUUAUGUUGGAGGUUGAUGAAGAUCUUUAUGCCAGGUGAUUUGCCGCAAGCAUGUGGCUCACUCGGGUAUUGAUGGCGCAAAGGUCAACUCCUGGUAGAAUGUUUGCAGGGAAAAACAGAUUAGUCAGAAAAAUAACAGCGACACAAAGGAGAAAUACUGUUAUCAGAGAGAGAAGGAUGGAAAAUGUGGAGAGACUUUUGAGUACACCAUUCUUGUCUCCUGAAGAAGAACACGGCCACACAAGUAACCAGAGGAGAGAGGAAAGGAGACAAUUCAUAGAAAAGAAGCAAAAAGCUAAAUCCCUUGGACCGCAUGUGUAUGCUGCAGGCAAGGGGACACUGUCAAAAAAGUCUCAAGCUAUACUUGACCAUCUAAAUGUCUCGAAAGUUCAUCAUAUUGAUCUCAAUAGAAUAAACAAAGUGCUGUAAAUAAAAAGUGAUUUUAAAAUGUCA
This is a messenger RNA of Nematostella vectensis (starlet sea anemone), 484 nucleotides long. RefSeq names its product ribosomal protein 63, mitochondrial. The coding region runs from base 83 to 460 and encodes 125 amino acids. Gene Ontology annotation, molecular function: structural constituent of ribosome. Lineage: Eukaryota; Metazoa; Cnidaria; Anthozoa; Actiniaria; Edwardsiidae. The transcript has 3 exons. The record is from RefSeq and is a predicted model, not a curated record. Gene Ontology annotation, cellular component: mitochondrial ribosome. Gene Ontology annotation, biological process: mitochondrial translation.